Molecule: messenger RNA, 1428 nt
Organism: Clonostachys rhizophaga
Lineage: Eukaryota; Fungi; Ascomycota; Sordariomycetes; Hypocreales; Bionectriaceae
Source: the annotation of a GenBank genome assembly
AUGCCAGCUGUUGAGGGGCUUGAGCCUCCAGGAGACUCCCGCAAAGCAAACCCCGGGGCUCUGACGCUGGCAGAUCAAUCGGACUCUGAAGACCAAUUUGUGGAUGCGCAAUCCAGCCCACAUCCCAUUUCGCCCAUCCCAAAACCCCAGGUCGAGCAAGACAACAAGGAAACAACACCCAGCGAGAUACCAGCAACAGACACCGAUCAGCCAAAAGAGAAUGACGAAAUUAAUGAGAAAGCUGUGCCGCACGAAACUUCAUUCGACUCAACGCCGCAGGCUAUUAAAGAAGCUCCCAAACCGGCUACCGAGGAGACUCCAGAACCAAUUGGUCCACACUCAGAGGAUGUGGACGAGAAAUUACCGGCGACUGUUAAUCCUGACGUCAAAGUUACCGGCACUGACGGUGUGGUAGAGGAGAUCUCUACAAAUGACUCUACAGUUUCUACACCCCAGGCUGAAGUCCCGCCGGAGCCUCAGACCACUCAGGAUUCCGAUAGCAAAGAAGUACAAGAAAUCAGUAUCAAUGUCAAUGGCGAACAUUCUCAGGAUGAUGAUAUGUCUGAGGGCUUUGACCAGUCUGAAGGCUUCGAAGAGGCUGGUGAUGAUUUCGACGACUUUGAGGAGGGCGGCCAGGAAGAUGACGACUUUGAUGAUUUCGAUGACGGGUUUCAACAGGCUGAGCCUGUACCGACACCAACGCAAGCUACUCUGCCAGUUCUACCAGUGCUUCCAUUUCCGAUACCAGAUUUCGAGGACCUCGAUUCAGAUGAGAUCAUCUCUUCGCUCGAUCAAUAUCUCACGACACUGUUCCCCCCGGAAGAGCUGGAUCUCCCUCCUCUACCCCAACUACCUCGGGAAGCCUCGACCUUUAUCACAUCACGGUCUGCCUCCCUCUGGUCACAACUCGUUGCCCCCCCACCCUUGGCGCCGCCGGAUUGGAUCAGAUCUCGCACCCGCCGCCUAUUCCUCGUCUCCCUUGGCGUACCUGUGGAUCUAGAUGAGAUCCUUCCAGCAUCAAAGCAAAAGAAACUCGUACUCCCCUCACUGAAUAUUCCCUCCUCAUCGUCUCCCCGGGCGUCACACGAAGCUCGCUCAGCUACACGAUUACGGCAGGAUGAUGCCAACGCCUCAACCACCUCUGUCGAUACGCAAGGGAAGCCGAGGCACAGACGAGGCCCAUCCCCGCAACCAGAACUAGAUAUUGUUGCAGCGCGGCAUCUCUGCACAACCACUGAUGAAGCCCUAAACGGCAUGACGGACGAAGAGUUAAGCAGCCACAUAGAGAAAUUGAAAGUUCUCGAAGUAACCGCCAAGGAGGUGUUGGAAUACUGGACGAAGAGGACAGAUGAGAAGAUUGCCGAGCGGGAGACCUUUGAGGGAGUAAUAGAGAACUUAGUAAAACACGCGAGAAAAGUUCGCAAAUAG